Messenger RNA from Daldinia loculata, 1198 nucleotides. RefSeq lists its product as uncharacterized. The record is from RefSeq and is a predicted model, not a curated record. Lineage: Eukaryota; Fungi; Ascomycota; Sordariomycetes; Xylariales; Hypoxylaceae. The transcript has 3 exons. Bases 165 to 1061 code for a protein of 298 amino acids.
AUGAAAGGUAGUGUCAAAGGAGCUCGCAAUUUGGCGCGCGGGGCGGCUCAGGGAUCUUUCGCUGAUAAUAAUUUCUAUCACAUUGCUCUAUCCACGGAAAAAACCAAAUAGCAGAGCCACGUCGUCGUGAUAUUCCAGAUAUUGGGGUCUUUUUCGUACCGAACAUGUCCAGCCAAGAUUACUACGGUGGUGGUGGUGGUGGUGGUUAUCCACCAUCCCAGAACCAAUACCCGCCUCAAAACUAUAACCCUCAACACCAACAGUAUCCAGGUCAGAGUCCUCCUCCAAACCAGUACCAGCCUCAAGGCUGGAGCCACGACAACAAUCAAUACGGUGGGCAGCAGUACGGUGGGCAGCCGCCGUCACAUACGCCGAACUCCUACGGAUCACCGCCUCCGGGUCAGUACUCGCCUUAUCCUCCGCAACAACAACCCUACGGUGCACCCCCACCACAAGGGAGCCCUUCCUCUUACCCCGGCGGCCCGCCCCCUUACGACAAUCAUUCCGGCUCGGCGCAGGGCCAAGGCUACCCACCGCAAGGCUACCCGAAUCAAUAUCCCCCGUCCGCGGGUCAAUACCCUCCCCAGCAACAACACCAACAACACCAACAACCGCCGUACCAACAACAACAACAGCAGCAACAGUACCAACAGCAACAACAGCACCAACAGUAUCCGCCCGGGCAACAAGGUGGUGACUAUCCGCACGAUCCCAACACUGGCGAUAGGGGACUAGGGUCAUUGGUAGGAGGCGUACUCGGAGGUAAAAAAGGCGGCGGCACCCCACUAGCAGCCAUAGGUGCAGCAGCCGCUGCGCAUUACCUUAGCGGUUCUUCUUCUCGCGGAGGCAGCUAUGGAGGUCACGGGGGUGGGUACGGAGGAGGCCGUGGCGGAGGACAGGGGGGCAUGGGUAUGGCCUCGGCAUUCGCUCCCGCCGCUGCACUUGCUGGCGCCUAUGGUGGCAGCAAGAUGUACAAGAAGGACAAGAAACAUAAAAAGGAUAAGAAGAACAAGAGCCAUAGUCGCAGCAGUUCGAGCAGUGGAAGUAGCCGGAGCAGCUAGGUAAAGCCAAUGGGUGGCUUACCGCAUAGGCAUAGGAUAUAGCGAACGAUGUUGGAGCGGAUGGAUAAAUAUCACGAUUUCGUAACGAUAAAUUGGACUCAAGCUUUAGGAUUUAGGCCGUCUAGAGCCUAGGUCUU